GCGCUGGUACUGUUAUUUUAAAAGAAAAACAUAUGCUGACACAGAUAUUAUAGAGGAGAUGGAUUGAAAAUCAACUUCAUUCUAGAUGGACAUUUUAGCUAACGCUGUGCUCAAAAAGUCAACAACGAAUGCCCGCUUAAAUUUGUCACUCGCCCUAAGGGCUGAAGUCUUUAUCACAAAGUUAGCUCCUAAGCAAUGGUGGACAACUGUUGCUCGUGAGGGUGAAACGGUAAUUUUGAAUUUACUCCAGAUAUUUAUUUCACCAGAAUCACCGAGUUCCUGCUGGACACGUAGCAUGCAACAGAGAUCUUCAGCUAUGACUGGACCCCUAGCUUUCAGUCUGAUAGCACUAAAAUGCGACGAAGCGCCACUUGUCUGCUAUGGUGAAAACGCUCCUAUCAAGCACUCCUGCUGUGCCUGCAGUAUAUUCUCAACCUACGCCUUUAUAAACUCGUACGAACGAGAAGCUGAAGGAAGCUCUGUGGUUAUUUUAUGUUGUGCUGACAGCAAUGUUCGUAAGAGAAAGAGAGAGAGAGAGAGAGAGUGGAAAGGCAACUUUGGGCCAAUUUCCUUGCUGUAUUUAACAACCGUGGUCGAUGACAACAAGUUCAUUGAGUUCACGAAAAUACUUCCCUUUCUCACUUGAAGCGUAAAACUGAAAGGUGAAGAUCGAUGGUGAAAUCACCUGUGGAAGAAAUCAAGGCUUGAAGAAAAAUAAGAUUGUUCCACCAAGGCUUUCCAUAGCGUCGUUGUUAUGUUUUUUUUUUUAAUAUCUAGCGUUUUCCUUGUAAUGUAUUUGUGUCAGAUUUUUCAUUAUCGCAAGAUCAGAAAAGCAUUUUUUGUACUGUAAACUAAAACUUGCAAUGAAGAGUCAUUACAAAGCUCUGAGGGGUCCGUUUAGUAGCUCCUCCCUCUUGCUAUUAGUAGAAAAUUAAGAAAAUUCUUGUUUUGGUUCGUUCAAUCUGUAACGAUAUCCUGCUGACAGCAUCUUCCUUCAUUUUGCCAACAGCGUGAAGGAAAUAAUAAACACGUUUCCCGCCGCUGUUAUUCAUCACCCCACCCAGAUUAAUUGGCGCUACCCGUACCACUCAGCCUCGCGGUCACGCUGUUUUGGUAAUAGCGAAGACAAUCGGAGCACCACCAUCCUAGCGAAGCUCUCGGUGCGUGCGUUUCACUUGGAAGGAUUUCUGUUUGUGAGAGAUUUAAAGAAACAAAAAAAUAAAGCUAGUGCGGGUUUAAGCUUGGCAGUUUAGACAAA
This is a messenger RNA of Pocillopora verrucosa, 1258 nucleotides long. The record is from RefSeq and is a predicted model, not a curated record. Lineage: Eukaryota; Metazoa; Cnidaria; Anthozoa; Scleractinia; Pocilloporidae.